AUGCAAGUUCACAAACGGUCACGCACUCCGUCGGGAGGCAUUGUGUUGGCUGUUACCGCCGAGAACCCUGACGACAUUUGGUGCAUCUAUAACCUGCUGGCGGAAGGUGACGAGAUCGUCGUGUUCACGUCGAGGAAGGUGAAGAGGGAGAACGUGAGCUCCGGUGCAGUGAGUCAGGAGGUCAAGAAGUUCAACAUCCAUCUGUCCAUCGAGCGCAUUACGUAUGCAUCAUCGGACGACGACCUUCAAGUUUCCGGUAAAAACAUCUCCGACAACCCAUACGUUAAGAUUGGACAGUACCACACCGCCGAGAUUCGACUACACUCCAAGAUCACGCUAACGAAGCAAGUCUGGAACUCAUAUUACGCCGACAAGUUACGGGAAGCGACCGAUUUGGCAGGGCAGGCUGAGCAGGCGUUUUUGGUGCUGGACACGGGGAAGGCGUCGCUGUUCCUGGUGCUCCGUUAUCUCACGAAGGAGGCGUUCACAAUUACCCACAACAUACCCAAUCGCAAGAUUUCCGACAUCCGGUAUUCCCACCACCAGAAGGCUGAGGAAUCAUUUUUCAAGGCCGUGAUCCAGAAACUGCACGACUCGAUCAAUUUCGAGGUCACGCGCACUGUGAUCAUCACCGGCCCCGGGUUCACUAAGACGAGCUUCUACGAGUACCUGCGUGACAACUUGAUUCGCCUGGGAUACAACGACCUGCACCGUCACCUGAAAAGCUUCGUCGUCUGCGGCUCCACGUCGUCCGACCGCCGCGCCAUCGGCGAGGUGCUGAGCAACGAAUCCUUUGCCGAGCGGCUUUGCAGCCACCAUUACGUGGAGCACAACAGGGCGGUGGAAGCGCUGCGGAAACGUCUGGAGGCGAACGACGACACCGUUGCCAUCGGCCUGGAGGACGUCAUUAGGGCCACCGAGCUUGGCGCAGUGGAAACCGUCCUGAUCUCGGAGGACCUGAUCCGCAAAGGCAGCACCGAAACGCGCAAAAGAGUCCAUAAGUUUAUUGAGGACGCGAAGAAUCAGGGCGCACGCGCGUUUUACUUCUCGGACGAGCACUUCUCUAGCGAGUUCCUGAGGACACUCACCGGUGUGGCGGCCCUGCUUCGCUUUGACAUAGGCGAGGCACCAGAAUAA
Babesia bigemina is the source of this 1137-nucleotide messenger RNA. RefSeq names its product eRF1 domain 3 family protein, putative. The record is from RefSeq and is a predicted model, not a curated record. The coding region runs from base 1 to 1137 and encodes 378 amino acids. The transcript is spliced from 5 exons. Gene Ontology annotation, biological process: nonfunctional rRNA decay; ribosome disassembly; nuclear-transcribed mRNA catabolic process, no-go decay. NCBI's taxonomy places the organism in Eukaryota, Apicomplexa, Aconoidasida, Piroplasmida, Babesiidae. Gene Ontology annotation, cellular component: cytoplasm.